Molecule: messenger RNA, 1384 nt
Organism: Zingiber officinale
Lineage: Eukaryota; Viridiplantae; Streptophyta; Magnoliopsida; Zingiberales; Zingiberaceae
Product: protein SCO1 homolog 2, mitochondrial
Exons: 8
Coding region: 209-1048 (279 amino acids)
Biological process (GO): mitochondrial respiratory chain complex IV assembly
Source: RefSeq, a predicted model, not a curated record
CAACACAACACCGGCCCUUUCCGAGGAGAGACGACGCGUCAAGGGAGAUAGCGAGCACGAGCCCUUUCCGAAAACCUCGCCGCUGCUUCUUCUCCUUCCUCCGGAUUCGGUUCUCCAGCUACCAACGAUGGCGGAACUCAUCGGCAUCAUUGCUGCUUGCUCCUUCUCCACUUAGCUUCCUUCUUCAGCGCGGUUUCCCUCCGACGGCAUGCUCCGCUCCGCUCUCCGCAGGUUCACCGUUCUCCCGGCGGUAGCCGUCUCAGAUCCGACUCCCUUACUCCCUCGGUCAGGAUCGGUUCGGCUUUAUCAUUCUCUUUACUUCCAAUCUCGCUGGUACAAUAAUGGAUCAAACUACAGGGAUCAGAAGUUUCCAAAUCGAGUUUUAGAAGAUGGUGAAUCCUUGCAAUCUCGGUCAUGGAGCACUUAUGCUAUUCCUGCAGCUGUAUUAUUGAUUGCUGGUACAGGCCUGUACAUUCACCAUAAUGAUGAAAAACGAGCGAUUUUAAAAGGUUCAGAACAAAGUGUUAGCUAUGGGAGGAAUAAUAACAAUAGACCAGCUAUCGGUGGACCAUUCAAGCUGUUCGAUACUGAAAACAACACUGUAACUGAGUCAACCUUCCGUGGUAACUGGGUACUGAUGUACUUUGGGUACACUUCAUCACCUGAUGCUGGUCCAAGAGAAGUUAAAAAAAUGGCUGACGUUAUGAAAAUAUUAGACUACGGUUACAAUUUUAAGAUCACACCGGUUUUUAUCACUAUCGAUCCUCAACGUGAUACCCCUGCUCAACUCAAGGCUUAUCUGAAAGAAUUCGAUCCUGGGAUCAUAGGACUAACAGGUCCUGUAUCUGCUGUGAGACAGACAGCACAGGAGUUCCGUGCAUACUUCAAGAAGGUCGACGAAGAAGGCCAAGAUUAUCUUGUUGAAUCGUCGAAUAACAUGUACUUGUUAGAUCCUAAUAUGGAGAUGGUUAGAUUCUUUGGAGCCGAGUAUGAUCCACAACAAUUGGCUGAUGCCAUAAUCAUGGAGGUAAACAAAGGUUCAAGAUGAACUAAGCAGCUAACUGGGAGGUAAAAGGAGCAAAUGUCAUUAAAACCAUUGUUGAUCUUUUUUCUUCGAAGACACUGGACUGGAGAGAUUGUUUCAAACUCUGCUCGCCUAAUUGUGCUUAGAUCAAAUGAGUAAAGGGUGGGAAAGGUGAGAAAUGAAGGCAUUCAGUCACUCCAACCAAGCUCUGAGUUGAAUGGUGGAUGGUGGAUAGUAGGAAUAUAGGGUUUUAGGGUUUAGGGUUUAAGGUUUUGUUGCACUUGCUUGUUCAUUGAAAAGGUUGGGCAAAAAUACAAAGUCGGAGGCUUUUAGUUAUGGCAUCCUAUUUUUCCAAUUUAA